UUAAAGUUCGCCCGUGUCACACUCCAGUCGCUGGGUGGCGCUGUCGCACAAACAGCGCCGUGUCGCUGCUCCGCCCCGCCUCAGCAGCGUCAGCAGCAGAGAGUUAUCAGUUGCCUAGUGAUGACAAACUAUCGUCCGCUGUAGUUUCAUGUCUGUUCAAAAUCUCUUUGUGGCACUGAGCUGACUCGAAGUUUGUCACAGAUUUUUUUUUCCAGAUGUUUAUCUUUCCGUUUCUACUAGACCAUGGGACAGAAUACCACCAAAACUCUCGUUUGGAGUGUCGUGUAACGUUGUAGUGCCUUAGGUCGCUACAUGGAGAGUAGUAAUGAUGAAUAAUUACGUUUUCAUUAGGAUCGUCGGGAAAGGAAGCUAUGGAGAAGUAAACUUGGUGAAAAACAAAACAGACCGGAAACAGUAUGUUGUAAAGAAGCUGAACUUAAACACGUCCUCCAGGCGGGAGCGGCGUGCUGCGGAGCAGGAGGCGCAGCUUCUGUCCCAGCUCAGACACCCCAACAUCGUCACCUACAGGGAGUCCUGGGAGGGCCAGGACUGCCAGCUGUAUAUUGUGAUGGGCUUCUGUGAAGGGGGUGACCUAUACCACAGGCUCAAACAGCAGAAAGGAGAACUCCUGCCAGAGAGACAGGUGGUGGAGUGGUUUGUCCAAAUAGCCAUGGCACUUCAGUAUCUGCACGAGAGGAACAUUCUUCACCGGGACCUUAAAACACAGAAUAUUUUCUUGACGAAAACCAACAUCAUCAAGGUUGGAGACCUGGGCAUCGCCCGUGUAUUGGAGAGCCACAAUGAUAUGGCCAACACACUCAUCGGGACCCCAUAUUACAUGAGUCCAGAGCUCUUCUCUAAUAAACCCUACAACCACAAGUCAGAUGUAUGGGCCCUGGGUUGCUGUGUGUAUGAGAUGUCCACACUAAAACAUGCCUUCAAUGCCAAGGACAUGAACUCGCUCGUGUAUCGCAUUGUUGAGGGAAAGCUGCCACAGAUGCCUAGUCGGUACGAUCCCCAGCUCGGUGAUUUGAUCAAGAGCAUGCUGUGUAAGAGACCAGAGGACCGGCCUGACGUCAAACUUAUCCUCCGGCAGCCCUACAUAAAGCGACAAAUUGCCAUGUUUCUUGAGGCCACCAAAGAAAAAACAGCCAAGUCAAGAAAAAAAUCUGUGGCUGGCAGCGGUGAUUGUAGGACCAACAAUGCACUGCCUGGGGCUUUGAGUGAACCGAAACCUGAGAGGCUUGCUGAGAGUCCUCAGCCUGGACAUCUUGUCCGUGUGAAACGAAAAGAAGAAAAGUCAGAACAGUGUAAAAGCCAUGAUGGGUUGGCAGACUUCCCUCAGGCACAGAUUCUACCCAAACCAUCCUCACCAGAUGUUCUCAAAGUCAGCAUCGCCUCCAUGGCAACCGUCAGCAACAUUGAUAUUGAUAUCCCCCUGCAGCAGGUUGAUGAUGUGAUGAAGAGACAAGGGCACAGGUCCCAUUCUGUUAUGCCACACCAAAAACCAACCAGUGAAACCGUGACUGACAGCGCAUACAAAAGCAGCCAGGGACAAGGGAAACCAGAUCCCUCACCCCCUUCUUCUCCUAUUAAGCCCAUUCAAAAGGAUGUAUCAGGUAGAAGUAGCAGGGGAGGAGAAGAGAGGACAUCGCCCAAUGGAUCAACAGACAUUCAGCCACAGGCCAGACAAAAACCUGGAGAGACAUUUUCCGUAUUUGGAGAGAAACAGAUCUUAAAUAUGGAUCAUAAGGAUGACACCAUGGAGCUGCUAAGAGAGGCUGAUGCCCAGAACCCGAAUUUAGAAAAUAUUGGAGUGGUUUUGGAUGUGAACAUGGGCAGUAAAAAUGCCACCUUGGACCUCAUCAAGCACACUCCAACACAGCAGCUGCAAACCUUCGACAUCCAUGACAACCUAGAAACGACAGAAAAGCUUUUGGAGCCUCCUCCAGUGAUUCCAGUUCAGGAGGAGGCUUCCUCUGUAGCCACCGAGCAAGAUCAGGUCUCUCCUUGUCCAAGUCCCAACUGCCCGCCAAACCCCUUUUCAUUACAGCAACACAUAGGCAAACACAAAAGACAGACACAAGGAGAUAACAACAAGGUGGCGGCUUCGAGACCUUUACCUCGACCCCCAGUUGAGAGUCUUACUGUGGAAGGGAAGAGGAAGAGAAGGAAGGCCACAGAAAGCAAGAAAGCCAAAGAGACCACAGCCUCCACAUCAAUUACGUCCUCAAAAGACGAGCUGUUGGCUCCACAAGUCCCAAAGGACCGUCCCCUGUCUGCCAGAGAGAGGAGGAGACUGAGGCAGUCCCAAGAGACUGUCAGCCAGUCAGGUGAUGGUGCUUCACGAAGGGCUUCUUAUGAUGUCACUUCCCUAAAAUCUGAGAGCCAGAUUGUUUCAGUUACUCGAUCUGCUUCUUAUUCGAUCACAGAGUCCAGCAGUAAGGAUAAGCUGCAGGAGCAAAAGUCUGACGAAGAUGAGUGCUGUUCAUCCACAAGUUCCACAGAGCGCUCAGAGGGAGACUGCAAGGAAAGCAGAAAGACUGAAUCCAGUGACAUGCAAGACUUGGUACAUAUGAUGACUCAGACUUUGAGGAUGGAUGUUGGAGAUGGCGGACCUGAGAUAGAAAAAAACAGAUUUGACACUGCCACACUUCCAGAAUUCAAGUUGAACAGGAAGUACAGGGACACCCUGAUGCUUCAUGGGAAGGCUCGAGAGGAUGCAGAGAACCUGUCACUUGGCGAAAUACCAUACGAAGGCUCAACAUCUGGUCCAGCCAAGAUAAGAAGAGUUAUAGAGCACCUGCGAACAGAUGUGGUCAAAGGGCUGGGUGUCAAGCUGUUGGACAAAGUGCUCGAAAUCAUGGAGGAAGAAGAUGAGACUAAAAGAGAACUGUGCCUUCGUGACCAGAUGGGAGAUAAGUACCAAACCUAUGCUGUGAUGGUGAGGCAGCUCAAGUUUUUUGAAGACAUUGCUCUCAAAGUUUAAAGUGCACACAUUAGAACAUUUCCUUAAAAUGUCAGAUUCAACAGAGGCAAGCAUCUUGGCAUGUUUGACAUUAUAAGGGAUUACGUAUUCUUCACUGCUCAGCCAUGAAAUUGAUACGUUA
Molecule: messenger RNA, 3110 nt
Organism: Menidia menidia (Atlantic silverside)
Lineage: Eukaryota; Metazoa; Chordata; Actinopteri; Atheriniformes; Atherinopsidae
Source: the annotation of a GenBank genome assembly